GCGAAGCUCAGAUCUAGCUGGUAACACCCUACAAACCUUGAGUUGUCAUUUUGGAACAGUAAUUCUACAAUUCUACAAAGUUCUUAAUAUAUUUUCUACAAGCUGGAUCGGACUGAUGCAUUGCAAAAUGGCAGAGAGUGGAAAAGCAGAAACAGAUGGAGAUAAUAAGGUCAAUGACCCAUCAGCUUGGGAAAAAGAUGAACUCCAAACAAUAUGUCUGAAAAAUGGUGGAAGUCAAAUAGAUAGUCCAGUCAAGGAAGAGAUGCUUGGUUAUAUGAAGUCGUUUAGAGCGAGGUUCAAAAUGGUCAGAAAAAUGAGCUCUCUGACCUUCAAAAACAAAAGGUCAAUGAGGAACAGCAAUGAACAAAAGCAACUCUCGAACUCUCCCUUAAAACCACCGCCGUCUCCAAUAAUGGAGAUUAACAAACUGAUAGAGAUGGAAGUGCUAGAGGAGGCCUAUGUGAACCUACUGUCCCUGCGUUUGGAGCUUCAGCAGGAGCAUCAAGCUCUGGAGAAAGAAGACUGUGCUGUUGAACUAGGCCAUAAAGAGAAAGACCUCAGUCUGCUGUAUGGGACACUAAGGAAUAAAAUGUACAACAUUGUACGCAACUCCAGUGCUCUGCCCUCUUGCAGCAAAGAGUUGCUAGUGUAUGUGGCCAAAAUUAUUUUGGAGGAAGAGAAGAGACAAGAAGAGCCAGGGGGCCUGCCAGGGUGGAGGGAGGCAUGGAGGAAUGCUGUACGAGAAGGGGUUAGAGAUACACUGAAGAAGGUUCACCUGGACAGCCAGGAGAAGAACACUUCCUGGUUGGCGGUGCAUCUGGGGCUUCUGGGUAAAGCUAUUGUGGAGGAUCUGGAGACAGUUAAGGUAGAACUUCUGAGCUCAUAUCCAGCAGACUUUGAUGUGUUUGAAACCUAUGUGUCCUGCCAUCAUGAGGCUGUGGGAGAGCAUUUAAAGAGACUUCUGGAACAUGUGACAGAGCUGAAAGAUUACUACACUCUUCUAGAAUUUAUUAUCCAUCGCUACCCCAGUUUUAAGAUAAUGGGAAGCUGUUCCCUGCAACCAGAGAUGAAGGAAGAUCAGAGAGUGCUGCCACUGGACAAAGAUUUCCUUACUCAGAUUAAGAGCAAAUACUGCAGUCGAUUACAGACUGACAUGAGACAAUCACUUGACCGAAUUAUUGAGUUGGAGAAUGAGGAAAUGUGGAAAGAUAGAAGAAAACCAGAGACUGAUGAGGGGCUUUACAGCUCACACAUUGACAUGGACAUCUGGACGAUUAUUAAAGGGUAUGUACAAGGAUCCAGACAGAUCGAUGUGGACCUUGAGCAGAAGGUUGUGCGUUCCUGUUUGGAGGAACUGAAGCCAUUUCCAAAACGAUUUGAGUCAGCAUUUAUUGAGCUGAGCAAUGUACUCUCUAACUCCUCUCUCUGGGCAGAGUAUCACAUCAGCUAUAUGAACAGUUUUAGUGCCCUAAAAGAGCACAUGGAGUGCUAUAAGGACAGCUGUCCAAUUCAGCUUGAGCAGGUUCGAAGGGAAAUUGAUGGACUGACCACCAGACUGAGUCAAACUCUGAUGGAGCACUUUAAAACGGAUGUCAAGCUGCGCAUGAGAGAGACACGGGAAGCUGCAUGGUACAGAACUUGCGCUCCCUGUUCAUUUCACAGGAUCAAGACAAACCUGUUCAGCAUACAGCCCUUCCUCAGGAGACAAAUGACAAGGAAAUGGUUUUCAUUUGAUGAAGACUUCGCACAGCUGGUCAGCAGGACCUUGACUCUGUCUGAACAGAGCAAAUACAUGAGCCCAACAUUUAAACAGACCUUUGUGAAUGAAGCCCAUUUUUUUGUGGUGAAAGAAUAUGUGUCUCAGCUGAUGAAGAAUAACUACUCGUGCAAAAACAGGAAGAAUGAGACAGCUGCCUCUAAAAUCACGAUGCAAUGGGGGGAACUGAAAGAGCUUUUUCAAGAUAUGAAAUCUACCUUAGAUUGGCUCUAUCCAGUUGGGAGCCUGCUGAGCAAGAUCAUUGAAUGUAGAAAAAGUGAAGUAAAAAUGAACCUACAGCCAUUGGUUGAGAACUAUCCAGAUAUCAGAAAGAGCCAUCUCUCAGCUGUGCUGUACUUCCGAGGAAUUAUCAGAGGCAGGGAAAAACAUAUUAUACUGCAGCAGCUGACAGAGUUGAAAAAGAACAUUGGGGAUGCAGGCAAUAAAGAGCAUGCCUUCUUCAGUGAGAUUCAAGAAGCAGUUAACACAGACUGCUUUGCUGGUACACCUUUCUCAUGUCUUUCCCUCAUUGUGCCAGACAGCUAAUCCAAAGAAUGGCACUUUAUUUGGUUUUACAGUACUUGGACAUGAUUCUUGCACUGUGGAUGAUAGCAGUAGUUUGCCUAAUGACAUGAAUAAUAAGCAAUACGAUGUCUCCAUGACUCCUUUAUAAUCUUGCACAAAGAGUAAUAUAUGAUCUUUAAUGAUUAUUUGUACGUAUAUUAAACUUUACGUUUUAAGGGAAGCCGUGCUUCCUGUGUAGUCUUAAAGCAAUCAACACUGAUGUUAACCAAUGGCCAGACAGUUGUUUAGGCAUUGUUUUAAGGUACUGUAGUAGGUAAUGCAGCCUUUCUAAACACUUGAUAAUUAGCAUAGCAAUUCAGUGCUGGUUAAAGUUCUGUUUAACUUGGAAAUAUGUCACAAUAUGAAUGUAUAAUGUGUUGUGAAUGUUGUUUCACAAUUCAGACUGGUUUAUGUUUUUUGGAACUAAAGGCAUAUUUACAUAGCUGAGUUAAGCUUGCUCUGAGCCUGCUCAAAAUUCUGUGUAAAGAUGCAGUGGUGCAUAAAAGCCAGACUUAAUUCUGCCCACUCUGACCCACCUCAGCCCCUAGUAUCAAAGGCAGUUCUGAUGCUGCUUUGGUUCUGUGGAAAAACUUUUUUGUUGUCAUUGUCUUUUCAUAUUUAAAAGUAUAACUUCAUAUUUUCAUUCAUUUCAUAUUUCUAUAUUCAUAAUUUUACAUUUAAAACAUUAAUCUCAUAACAUUAUUUUGCAUUGCAUCUGCAUUGUAAUUGCUGUGUAAAUGCCUGCUCUGAGCAGCAUUAAGUAGUCUGUAAAUACACAUAAAUGCCACUUUAGAUGCAGCUUCUGUGCCACCUUUGUGAUGUAAAGAGGCUUUAGAUUACCAGUUCAAAAGUUCAAGUUCCAAUAACUCCAUUGAACUUUGAUUCUUAUCCUGAUUCAGAUUUUACCUUGUCUACAUGUGUUACAAUGUGAUUUAUAUAUUUUCACUAAAAAGGGAUAUAAGCCAUAGUUUGAUGUAACAUUGAUUUGGGAUGUGUAUAACAAAUGGCAUAUUAGAGAAAUAAGUAACCUUCAUAAAUGUUUAAAUGAACACAUAAGUGUUUUCACUUUUAAAUUUCUGUUUAGCAUUUUCUCAUGUCUUGUAGGAAUUCAUAUUUGUGCUUGCUUUUGUGAAAAAGACAGUUGUACAUAUCACCAUUUCACCAUAAAUGGUCACCAUUCUUUGAUAUCACUUUCAUAUUUCCUUGAAUUUUAUUUUAAUUUUCAAUCAAUUCUGUACAUUGUUAUAUAAAAUUGAAAGACAUCGAUAUUCUUUAAGUGGGGGCCCUUUUUUCCUGCAUUUUUGGCUAUUACGUAGGUCCUGGGCACAUUUACACCAGUGGCAGUGCCAUCUACAUCUACUGUAUAUGUCAUGUGAUAUAUUCUACCCACUGACUGGAGUUUAGCAGGUUCAACAGAGAGCAGUUAUUCUGUGAAAACCCUUUUGCAAAUUUUUUAGAGACAGACACAUAGAUUGAAAAUAUGUACGCAUAUGUAGCAAUGAUCAAGCUCAAUCUGUUAUAAUGCUGCCAAUCUUUUGUGAAAGUGUUUUAGUUCCUGGAACCAGUUCCUGUUUUUGAAGUGAGAAUGAA
This is a messenger RNA of Myxocyprinus asiaticus (Chinese sucker), 3910 nucleotides long. RefSeq names its product exocyst complex component 3-like protein 4. Bases 116 to 2302 code for a protein of 728 amino acids. The record is from RefSeq and is a predicted model, not a curated record. Gene Ontology annotation, molecular function: SNARE binding. The transcript is spliced from 13 exons. Gene Ontology annotation, cellular component: exocyst. Lineage: Eukaryota; Metazoa; Chordata; Actinopteri; Cypriniformes; Catostomidae. Gene Ontology annotation, biological process: exocyst localization; exocytosis.